AUGGCGGCUGAGGUUGCAACAGCCGAUAUGACGAUUCAAAAGAAUUCUCAGAUUUUAGUGAACGUGGAAGAAGCUCUCGCUGAUUUAUUAGUGGUAUCUUAUUCUGCUGAGGAUAAAAAAUUCCAAGGAGUGCUUCUGGACUCCAGCAAAGGUAAUUUGCCUUUUGGAGUGUAUAGUUUGCACCCAGCGUUCACCAGACAGUCUGCGACCACCGAGGAGAAGGAUGAAAAGCUACAUUCCGUUAGUCAAAGGUACAUUUACCAAGAGCCUCAAUAUGCGAAUGAGUUUGUUUCCAAGUCGAAAAAGCCUGGGCCGAAGGGCAAACAGCAGCAAAAGAUGACGGUGCGAUUGCGACCACGGAAGGUGUUAUGUUCAAACUGCCAAGGAAUAUGUAACGAGAACAGCGAAAAUGUGGACGUGUCCAAAAAACGCAAAUUAGAUUCCGAUGACGAUUCGCCUCUAGAGAGUUCUGAGUCAACCAAAGUCCACAAGAAUUACCUAAUGGGCAGUAUGUUAAUCCCAAAGCUUUCGAGACUGCAACCGAGUGAAAUAACGAGUGCUAUGAAAGGUGGAUCGCGGAAUUCAAAUAAGUCUAGUGAGAAGCACAUUAAAACUGAAGGUGAAGGCACUGCACCCAAAGAAAUGGCUUUCGUGAGUGUAUCCGAUGACAAUGACUGUGAUAAAGAUGAUGUUUCGUUCAAUUCAAUGUUCCAAAGUGCACGGACUUUGAAAAUUUGUUUUGGAGAAGGAGAAGGCACAGUGGUGAAAAUACCACCAUUAACUGGUGAUUUUAAUGAAGACUCAGGUGUGUCAUGUGACAUGACGAAACCUGAUAUGAAGGCUGCUAAAAAGGCCUUGAAAAAAGCUAAAAAGCAGGCAAAGAAAUAUAAUACUAUAGGUAAAAUAUCACCAAAACACAUAGGGGCUUUAUCACCUCGUAACAAUGUUUCUAACAGUCCCACAUCUGAUCCGUUAGAAAAGAAACAUAAGCAUAAAGUAAAACAUAAAAAGAAAAGCAAGCUACAGAAAAAAAGAGAUGAAAAUACAAGUAAGAUGGUAGAUGGUGAAUCUAUUGACUAUUUUAGUGAUAUUAAAGAGCACUGCUUAAAACAGAAACUUUCUAUAAGCCUGAGAAGGCUGAGUAGUAACUCCUAUGAACGUAGGAGCGAACAGGACAGUGGAUCGGAUUGGGAAAGUGAAACUGUACCAGAAUUUCCUGCGAAUGCCACAGAGGGUGCAGGAGGACGGUUACUCCGUGUUUCUCCAGGUGACAUAGUAUGGGGUAAAGUUAUUGGGUUCCCGUGGUGGCCAGGCCGAGUUCUGAGUGUCACUCCUACAUCCAGAGCUCAUGUGGCAUGGUACGCUUCAACAACAUCAUCUCUAAUGCCGUGUGACAGCCUUAGCCCAUUCUUAGAAGAUUACAAGUUGCGAUUUAACAAGAAAAAGCGUGGAGCAUACAAAGAGGCUGUCAAACAAGCUACGAUCGAAGCAAAGGUAAAUGAAUCUGAAAUGGAGGAUCCACUGGCAAGCCCCACUCAUAAUUUGGCUACAAUGUCACCACGUCCAAUAAAUGUGUUUUCAUAAUUUGUGAUCAUGAGGAAUGCGACCGAAUUUAUAUAAACAUUGUGAUAUUUCCGUGAAUUGUCUGCACAAAAUAGUAGAUUUUAUUCUGUUAAAGAAUCUUUGCCUAGCCUACCAUGUGUAACCGUCAUCAUGCAUUAAACUUCUUCAAGUACAGUACAACAGUACUUUUAUGUGAAGGCCUACUGCAAUCGAGAUUGUCUGCUCACUCUUGGAUAGCUUAAAGUUUAUGGUAAGCAAAGUUUCUUCUACUGAAAAUCAACAGAUCAUUUUAUGAAACCAUACUAAACAUUGAUAAUAUAAUAACACAUAAAAUGAGCUGUUUACAUAUUAUGGAGCAACUCAUAAACUUAGUAUUAGAAAUUAGAUAAACUGGGUAUUUAAGCUCAUAUUCAUCAGUUGUUGUGAAUGUGCAAUAACUAAGCACACAGAUGCACUUUAUUAACUUAAGUAAUAAAGUUUACUUUGAACCAUAGUAAUUUGGUCAAUUAUCUAUCAAAACGGAGAUGCUCCGAGGGCAGGAGACGAGAAAAGUGACCAUUCGAAUUUAUUUUAAUAAUAUAUCCUCAAUACAGAGAACACUACAUGUUUAAAAAUAUGAAUACGCGGUAAUAUAUUGCCGCUGCCGUCAUGUGGUACCUCUACAGUCACUGCUGUCAUGUAGUAACUUUACUGCCGCAGCUGGCAUGUGACACAUCUACUGUCUCUGCUGGAUUGUGGCAUAUGACGUUUAUGAAACGGGCGACCCCAAGACGCAGUGAUGCAGAGUUUCAAAUUAUAUCCUUUCACUUCACUAAUAUGAGUAAGUUGUACUCCAUCCGGGUCCUUAUCGACACUGUACCAGCACACCUACUCUCGCUACAAAAAUCUGUCUGGUGUGUUGAAUUUUUUCCCUUGCCUUUCCAAAAUAUUUAUUUUUACUUUCAUUUAUUUAUUACACUAAAGCAAUCACUAUCGAAAUUUACACUUACAAUUAAUUUAAUUUAAAUUUAUACUU
This is a messenger RNA of Hyposmocoma kahamanoa, 2578 nucleotides long. RefSeq names its product PWWP domain-containing protein 2A-like. The record is from RefSeq and is a predicted model, not a curated record. The transcript has 3 exons. Gene Ontology annotation, molecular function: chromatin binding. Bases 1 to 1584 code for a protein of 527 amino acids. Gene Ontology annotation, cellular component: chromocenter; nucleus. NCBI's taxonomy places the organism in Eukaryota, Metazoa, Arthropoda, Insecta, Lepidoptera, Cosmopterigidae.